AUUUUAGGAUACUUCAAAAGAAAAAAACUUUUGACAAUAUCUUAUUGUAUAUUGAUGUUAUCAGUUCAUUAAAUAGAAGAAGUAUUUAUAUAUUUGGAAUCUACAACAAAAUUUCUAGUAAAUAUAUACCCAGUGAAAAUUUAUUGAAAAACCAACUAAGUACAAUAUAUACAUAUUUCGAUUGUUACAUGGAAUGAAUGUUUAUUUCACAGUACAUUAUGGAUUUACAUCUUAUAUCCGGUUAGUAAUAUAAUGAAAUAUUCGAUUAUUAAUAAUAGCUACUUAUAAUAUUCAAAAUUGAUGUAAACUAUUCAUUCAACCUAUACACCCCUUUGUUGUUGUUGGUGUGCAUAACACUCGUUAGAUAUUAAAAUACUACAUAUGUAGAAUUAGUUCCUUGAAAAAACACUUAUAAAAGAGUCAUAGACAGAUGUAUUUAAUAUUGGUAUACAACUAUUAUAGUUAUUCAUUAUUAAGUUGUGAUAAAAUGAAGAGAUUAUUCCAAAAUUUGUUAUUAUGCAUAUUAUACUGUAUGUAUUCAAAUUUCUGUUAUGCUGAUUCACAUGGUGAAAAAUUGAGUAAAUCUGAGUUUGAUAUAUGUGUUCAAGAAUGUGGUAAUCAAUAUGAAGAAUGUUCUAAAGCAAUACGUGAAUUAUGGAGAAAUUUUCAAAAAAAUAAAAAACAAAUUAUGAAAGUUAUGAAUAGUUGUUGUUUACGUGGUCAAGGUGAUCAUUCACAACCAUCAACAUUAAGUUUUGCUACAUGUGUACGUGAUAGAUGUGGUGCAGAAUUAUGGGGAUGUAACAUUAAGAAACGUCAUAGUGGUUUUCUAACUGAACAAGAAAUUGAAUAUAUCAAACAAAAAGAAUCCCGCCAAAAAAAGAAAAAUUUCACAGUAAAGUAAAAGAAUUCUCAAAUAGAAAAAAAGCAAUAUAUAAUGACUUUCAGUUAAUAAACACAUUCUAAUUGUAACUGUAAUAUUUCUAUUUUUCAAUUACAAUAUUAUUUGAUGCAUAAAUUCACAGAAAAUAUGUAUUUACUUUUUCAUUAAAUGAAAAUAGAAAACUGUUAUCAUUUCUAUUUUUUACUAACCGUUAAUGUCGCCUAUUUUCUUGUUAGUUACAUGUAAGUGUUUCGUCACGAAAGCCUUGUGAAUAACCCAUUUCAAUAAACAUAUUAUGUAUGAACAGAAACUAGAAGAAUUAGAGUCAACAAUCCAAGUCUUUUUUUCAUAAGAAAUUUAUAACAUCUUUAUCUCUGCCUUGGACUUAAUAAAUGAUUUUAUUUCUAUUUUUACGGCAAGAAUAUAAUUUAUAGACGAACGAAUCAGAUUUAGGAUAACAGGUCUUGGAUUUUGGCGCGAAAUUCAUUCACUCAUUCGUCUGAAUAGUGUCUUGGCAUUUUAGUUGAUGUCAGUUCGUGAUAAAAACCAUAAACAUAAUUCUUAACUUUAAUCAUCAACUGUAAAUCAUUGUCUCUAUUCUACUAACUGUUUUAAAACCUUCAUUUAGCCCUAUUAAGUAGGUAGACACUCUCAACGUCACUUUGGCGUCACUCAAAGGUCGUCUAUAAAUUAUAGUCUCAUCGAAUUUUCUAGCGCAAUGUAAAAUGUUGAAUAUAUAACUUUAUCUCAAUUAUCAGAUAAUACUAUCUAUACAUAUGUC
Molecule: messenger RNA, 1664 nt
Organism: Schistosoma haematobium
Lineage: Eukaryota; Metazoa; Platyhelminthes; Trematoda; Strigeidida; Schistosomatidae
Exons: 3
Coding region: 431-904 (157 amino acids)
Source: RefSeq, a predicted model, not a curated record